Salvia hispanica is the source of this 2199-nucleotide messenger RNA. RefSeq names its product sieve element occlusion protein. NCBI's taxonomy places the organism in Eukaryota, Viridiplantae, Streptophyta, Magnoliopsida, Lamiales, Lamiaceae. The record is from RefSeq and is a predicted model, not a curated record. Gene Ontology annotation, biological process: phloem development.
AAGGGCUGCUGCUUGUUCCCUUCAAAUGAGGAUCUUUGCUUCUCUCCAUCACAACAAGCAUCAUUUUUGAUUGAUUGAUUGAUUGAUAAAUUCAUGCAUCAUGCCUUCACCUACAAGAAAUGUUGAUGAUUUUCUAAUAAGGGAGAUCGUGCUCACGCACGACCCUGAUGAUCAGCAGCAGCUCGAUCCCGACCUGCUGCUGACUCUAGUAGAGGCCAUUUUCAGCUGCAUGACAGAGAAUCCAACCGAUUUUGAUCAAGACACGUUCUUCGACUAUGAUCUAUCUGCAUCAGAGGAGCCGGUUUGUCGCACCAUAUACAAGGUCUCGAACGAGAUGCUUGCGCGUUGCAUUGGGGGCGAAGAUCUGCACAGAAGCACGAUACAGAUACUUGAAGUGCUUGGCCCCUUUAGAUGGGAUGCCAAAAUGGUGGUGGCUCUAGCUUCCUUCACGCACAGCUAUGGCGUGUUCUGGCUUGUUUUGCAGAUGCAGUCAGAAAAUGCAUUAUCCCAUUUGCUUGCAGUAGUGAGGCGAAUCCCUAGCACGGUCACAUUCAUGAGGCCGAGGUUUAAGGCCUUGAAUCUGCUGGUUGGGACCAUUUUGAGGCUGACUAGGUUGCUGAUCAGCUACGAGUCCUGGUCCGCCAUGCACGAGAUGGUGGAUAAUCAAGAUAGGGAGAUGACGAGGUCGAAGAUCUGCUUGGCAUGCUACUGGAUCUGUAGAAGCUUACUGGUUUGCUUUUCACAGAUUGCGGAUUUGAGAAACUUUAGCCUUGAGCAAGUGUGUUCAGACAGAGCUGUUGUCGCAGCAUGGGGGCUUUACAGUCUAGGCAACAAGUUGAGUUGUUUGUGCAAUGAUCUUGGAGAAUGUAUUGAUACAUGCCAGCAGCAAAUAGAAAGAAGGCUGUAUGAGAAACUGCUUCAUGUGUUUGAGGAGAAGGGAGACAGUCAGAAGGCGCUGUGCGCCUUCUUCUCUUGGCAGGAUGAGUUUCCUUUCAAGGAUUGUUCUUCAAAAAAGAUUGGCAUUCUUGAAUUGAAGAGUAAGACAGUUCUGCUCUUGAUCACAAAGCCUGAUCUGCUCCCUUUAGACAAAGCAUAUUUUCUAGUACAGCAAACAACUGGUGCAGAGGAUUGUGUGGUGCUGUGGGUCCCAGUUCCGUCUACAAACGGGUGGAGCUCGGCUGCUAAGACGAGCUUCGAGUUCUUCUCAAGUCGCGUGCCAUGGCUCUCUGUCCGAAGGCCGUGGUCGCUGCAUCCAGCUGUUGUGAGCUUCUUCAGGCAGGAGUGGGGACUCGGAGAUGAUCCGGUUUUGGUCGUGUUGAACAAAGAUGGUCUCGUUUCCAACACAAACGCGAUGGAUAUGGUGUGGAUAUGGGGGCCUAGAGCUUUUCCCUUCACCAGUGAGAGGGAAAAAGAGCUGUGGGAGCAAGCAAAUUGGACAGUAGGCCUCUUGGUUGAUGGGAUCAGCCCCUUAUUGUCUCAAUGGAUUGAGCAAGACAGGAACCUCUGCAUUUAUGGGAGUGACAACAUAGAUUGGAUCAGAAACUUCAGCCAAAAGAUAAAGAAAAUACGAGCAUUAGGGUUCGAUCUUGAAGCCGUAUACGUUGGGUGCAAGAAUCCUGGUGAAAAUGUGAGGAGCAUCAUACACACCAUUGAUCAAGAAGAUCUGAGCAGUUCCAUCACUUUCACCAGUAUAGAUUUCUUCUGGUUUAGGCUCGAGACCUUAGAAAGAUCGAUAGGGCAGCAGGGCCAGGCUGGCAGAUGUGAUGAGAUCGCAGCCCGGGUAGGGGAGCUGCUGGAUUCGGGAAGCAAAGAUGGAUGGGGGGUGAUCGGGAAGGGGUGGUCAAAAGACGUGGUGAUGCUCGAGCAAGGAGUGCUUGAGCAAGGCCUCGAGGCCUUGCAUAUGUGGCGUGGAAAUGAGACGGUGACGGGCUUGGCGGGCGCCCUCAGGGCCGCCCUCGAGGGUCCGGGUGAUGGUAGGGGGUGCAGGCAUGAUGAAGUGGUAGAAUAUGAAGAAGGAUUGGCUGAGAAAACAAAGAUUUGUGGGCAAUGCAGAGUUCCUAUGGAGAAGUUUGUUGUCUACAAAUGUGAGGCGUAGAGAGUGUUUUAUCUAAGGUUAACAGCACUAUAGUAAUAUAGAUAUAAUUUGCUGUUGUUAGUGUGUUUUUGACCCUUUUAAGUGAGUUGUGUGAGAUCAUCUAA